AUGAAGCGACUUCGGCGCCUUCUCCCUUCCUCCUCCUCCUCCUCCUCCUCCCAAAACGUCGUCGUCGCUCCUUUUAUUACUUCUUCUUUUUCUUCUUGGUCUUCUUCUUCUUCGCAACAUCAUCAUCAUUAUCAUCAUCAUCAUCACCGUCAAACACAUUCGGUUGUUGAGAACGCCAACAACUUCGAUGAAAGAAGAAGAAGAAGAAGAAGAAACGAAAGAAGAGACGAUGAUGCAUCAUACGACGACUACUGGAAGAAGAAGAAGAAAAAGGAAGUCAACAACAACAACAACAAAAUUGUAUCAUCGCGUGGAUUCGCGGCGUCUUCCUCUUCCUCUUCAUCCUCUUCCUCUUCCUCUCCUGCAGUGAAGAAUAACAACAACAACAACAACAACAACAAGGAAAUAAACCCAUAUAUAGCCUUAGCCCGUUUAGACAAACCCAUAGGCAUAUAUUUACUCGCCUAUCCGUGUUUGUGGUCGAUUUUACUCUCCUCGUCCACGGCUGCGAUACCACCGGCGACGGAAGAAAUAGCCGCCAUGACCGCCUUGUUCUCCGCCGGCGCGGUGUUGCUUCGAGGCGCCGGGUGUACCGUCAACGACAUUUGGGACAGAAAAGUAGACGCUAAAGUAGAGAGAACGAAAGAUAGACCGAUAGCAUCUGGCAAGAUAACGGUACCAAACGCGGUGGCGUUUUUAGGCGCGCAAUUAGGAUUAGGAAGCGUCGUUUUAUACCAGCUCGAUUUCAACACGCAGAUUUUGGGCUUGAUGUCUUUACCGCUGGUAGUCGCGUAUCCUUUGAUGAAACGCGUGACAAACUUACCGCAAUUAUUUCUCGGGUUUACGUUGAAUUGGGGCGCGUUAAUGGGAUGGACCGCAAUCACUGGGGGUGUUUUAGAAGCACCAGCUUUAGCGUUAUACGGGAGCGGCGUGUGUUGGACGAUGGUGUACGAUACGAUUUACGCGCAUCAAGAUAUCGACGACGAUAAGAAAAUUGGCGUCAAGUCUUCCGCGCGAUUAUUCGAAAACAACACGAAAGGUAUUUUGUCUACUUUUGGUAUCGGUGCAAUCUCUGGUUUACUCGCCAGUGGGUAUUUAGCGGACGCGCAUUGGGCGUUCUACCCGUUCCUUUUGUCCACCGCGGGGACGCAUUUGUUUUGGCAAAUAUAUACCGUCGAUUUGAAGAACAGAAAGGAUUGCGGAGACAAUUUUGAGUAG
Molecule: messenger RNA, 1218 nt
Organism: Bathycoccus prasinos
Lineage: Eukaryota; Viridiplantae; Chlorophyta; Mamiellophyceae; Mamiellales; Bathycoccaceae
Exons: 2
Coding region: 1-1218 (405 amino acids)
Biological process (GO): ubiquinone biosynthetic process
Cellular component (GO): mitochondrial inner membrane
Molecular function (GO): prenyltransferase activity
Source: RefSeq, a predicted model, not a curated record